Solea solea (common sole) is the source of this 2186-nucleotide messenger RNA. It is a transcript of the gene dek, whose product is annotated as DEK proto-oncogene. Gene Ontology annotation, biological process: chromatin organization; regulation of double-strand break repair. Gene Ontology annotation, molecular function: histone binding; DNA binding. Gene Ontology annotation, cellular component: nucleus. Bases 174 to 1607 code for a protein of 477 amino acids. The record is from RefSeq and is a predicted model, not a curated record. The transcript has 12 exons. Lineage: Eukaryota; Metazoa; Chordata; Actinopteri; Pleuronectiformes; Soleidae.
CAAGAACGAGCGUGACGUCAUCGGUGCCUCGGCCCAAUCAGUGGAGCAGCUGCGGGUCUAGUCCCCGCCCAGCGGAGAAACCGCCAUCAUGAAAUCAAAAACAGGACGCUGACAGAAGAGUCGCUGUGUCCCGGUUCUUAGAAGGUCAGGACAGGUUGAUACUCGGCGCAGACAUGAGCGAGGAAGCGAUGGACAGCUCGGCCGUGUCGGAGGAGGAAGUGGACGAGCAGAAGCAGCAGGAGGAGACGUCGCAGGACAACCAGUCAAGUCCAAACAAAAGUCAAACAGAAACACCGGUUGCUGGUGAAAUCAUGGAGGGCAAACGGGCGAAAAAAAAGGUGGAGAGGCUUGACUUCCAGGCACCAAAGCAAAGAGAGAAGCUCAAGAUCGGAGAUGGUAGUGGAGAUAAGUUAGGAGACAUUCCUCGUACAAACUUCCAGAUCACCAAGAUGAAGCUGGCCGACCUGAAGCCUCUUCAUGCCAUCCUGUUCGACAGACCGGGAAAGAUGUCCAGCAUAAAGAAGAACCUGCGUCUGUUUAACGGCUUUCCCUUCGACGCCGACAGCGAGCAGUACAACAAGAAACGAGAAAAGCUCCUCAAAAAUUCACAUUUCACCAAUAUGAAGCUGAAAGAGGUCUGUGGUGUCCUGGACCUGGAGAAGAAAGGAACUCACUCUGAUCUGGUCGACAGGAUCCUGAAUUUCCUCAUCGAACCCAAAAACAGCGGGAAGCGCCUCCCUGUGAAGAAGAAGAGGAAAUCCAAGAAGAACCUGACGGGCGACGACUCGAAGGCAAAGACCCAGAAGAAGAGCAAGUCCAAACCCAGGAGCUCGUCGUCGUCCAGCCCCAAGAAGUCCAAAGCAGGAAGCAAGUCCAAGGCCAUCGUCAUGGACUCGAGCAGCGACGACGAUGAGGAAGACGAGAAGGCUGGCGCGUCUGCUGAGGCCGGGGGGUCGGAUGCCGAGGUGGAGGGGUCGGACGCCGAGGCCGGGGGGUCGGACGCCGAGGGGUCGGACGCUGAGGGGUCGGACGCCGAGGCAGAGGAGAAGCAGUCAGAGAACGAGGAGGAGCGGUCGGAGAAAGAGGAGGAGCGGUCGGAGAAGGACUCUAAGGAGUCUACAGACGAGGAUGAAGACGAAGAGUUUGCCAAACCGAAGUCGGCCAGAGGGAAGAAAUCUGCUCCUGUGAAAAGACAACGGACGUCGUCGAAGAAGGCGGCUCCUCCGAGAAAGAGAGCGAAGAAGGACGUGUCGGACGAGUCUGACGUGGACAGUGAAGCUGACGAGAAGCCCAAGAAGAAGAAAUCUACACCAGCCAAACCUGCGGCUAAAACGAAGAAGGCCGACAGCAGCAGCAACAGCAAAAAGAAGUCAAACACAGCAGCGGACGAUAGUUCAGACGAUGACGAGCCGCUCAUCAAGAGGAUCAAUAAGUCGCCGAGCAACGAGCAGCUGAAGGAGACGGUGCAGAGUCUGCUGAAGGAGGCCGACCUGGAGGAGAUGACCAUGAAGCAGAUCUGCCAGAGGGUGUUUGACACUUUCCCUGACCACGACAUGACCAGCAAGAAAGAUUUCAUCAAACAGACAGUCAAAUCUCUCAUCACAUGAAGAUCAGAAGAACGAAGCGACUGAAACUUCGCAAGGAAAAAAAGCUUCUUUUCUUUAGUUGAACUUGUUUGCAUAUUGUUUCCUGUUAUUUUUAUUAUGAGACGUUUGUAGGUUUUCAGACUAACUCCAGUGUUCAUCGUCUCAAGUUUCAGUAAAAUAAAACAAUCUGAAGAACGAGGUCCCUGAAACGCCGACAAUUUAAAACAUGUUGUUUUUUUUCUGUUUUAAAUGUUUGUAAAGUUCGUUUAUUCUCAGACUCAAAUGUUCUUGUAAAUAAAUAAUCUUUUUUUUUUGGCUCAUUCCCGUAUUAAAAUUUGUAAAUCUGAUUCUUUUUAACUUCUUGUUGAUUGUGAAGAAAAACAGUGGCUUUGUUUUGUUUUCUGUCUCAAACAUGGAUCUACACGUUAACUGCAGAGAAUUUUACAUUUAGAUUUAAAAAAAAAUGUGACCUUGUUAAGCUGAAAUUUUCUUACAGCAGUUUGAGCUCUGUGUUAAAAACAUGUUUUUAGUUGUGAUUUAUAUCAUGGUUUUCUUUUUGAUUAUGACACAUUUUUCUAUUAAAAAGACAAUUUAAAUGAA